AAAAAAAAAGGACGUACAGUGUAAGUCGCUUGUGACACUCAACAAUGGCGGAGUGGUUCCACGAGGGGUUGGGAAUUGGUAAUCGCUUUCGUCCUUCAAUUUCGUUCUUCGCGGAUCUUCGAUCGGCUUGUUUUCCGGAGCCUUGAUUCAAUCUCAUUCUCUUCCUGUUUGCCAUUUCACCAUGUCGACUACUCCCGAGGAACCUAAUAAUUUGCAAAACGGAAUCGUAACUGAGCCACAAAUUUCGUCAGAAUCAGAGCAAACCGAUGAGUCCAGAUCAGAGCCAGAACGCAUAGCAGACGCAAUUCCCAAAGCUGAAUCACAGCUAGAACGAGAAUCAGAAUCAGAAUCAGUUUAUGUAGAAGCAGAAGCAGAAGCAGAAUCAGAGCUGGCGUCUCGAAGGAAACAGUUAUCGGAGUCACUGCCAUUACAGGUAGUGACGAAUGUUUCAGAUCCGAAAUUUGAUGAGUCUAAAGGAACCUCGAUCCCGUCCAACGGCAUCGAGAACUCGCAGCCUACGCUGCGUAAAGAUGAAGGAAGCCGGACGUUUACAAUGAGAGAGUUGCUGAAUGGAUUGAAAGGUGAAGAUGGCAACGACAGCGUUAACGAAUCUGAAGGCGAGAAGCCCGACGGUUACAGUCUUAAUCAAGAUAGCCCACAACAGCCUUAUUCUGAACAGAGCAGAGCUGCCAUGGAGUUGAUCAGCAGUGUUACAGGUGUUGAUGAAGAGGGCCGUUCUCGCCAACGGAUUCUCACAUUUGCUGCUAAGAGGUAUGCUAGUGCAAUUGAGAGAAAUGCUCAAGACUAUGAUGCUCUAUACAAUUGGGCUUUGGUCCUCCAGGAGAGUGCAGAUAAUGUUAGUCCAGAUUCCACUUCACCUUCUAAAGAUGCAUUGCUUGAGGAGGCUUGUAAAAAGUAUGAUGAGGCAACCCGUCUUUGCCCAACACUUCACGAUGCUUUUUAUAAUUGGGCUAUUGCAAUCUCUGAUCGGGCCAAAAUGCGUGGUCGUACGAAGGAGGCUGAAGAACUGUGGAAGCAGGCUACCAAAAAUUAUGAGAAAGCUGUCCAACUCAACUGGAAUAGUCCCCAGGCGCUAAAUAAUUGGGGGCUUGCUCUACAGGAACUCAGUGCGAUUGUGCCAGCACGAGAAAAGCAGACAAUUGUAAGAACAGCUAUCAGUAAGUUUCGUGCAGCUAUACAGUUGCAAUUUGAUUUUCAUCGAGCAAUUUACAAUCUUGGUACUGUUUUGUAUGGACUAGCUGAGGACACAUUACGGACUGGUGGAACAGGAAACUUUAAGGAUGUUUCCCCCAAUGAGUUGUACAGCCAAUCUGCAAUUUAUAUUGCAGCUGCUCAUGCUUUAAAACCAAGUUACUCUGUUUACAGCAGUGCCUUGCGAUUGGUUCGUUCAAUGCUGCCGUUACCCUAUCUAAAAGUUGGGUACCUGACUGCACCUCCUGUAGGGAAACCACUUGCUCCACACAGUGAUUGGAAACGUUCACAGUAUUUCCUAAAUCAUGAUGUUUUGCAAAAGCUUAAAAUAGGGGGGGAACAAAUACAAACAUCCCCUAAUGCUUUAGGAAGAUCUGGAAGUACCUUGAAUGGCGAUAUGCCAAUCAAAGUAGAAAUUCCAGAUAUUGUAUCUGUAUCAGCAUGUGCAGAUCUAACUUUACCGCCGGGCGCUGGACUUUGCAUUGACACAAUCCAUGGACCAGUUUUCUUGGUUGCUGACUCGUGGGAUGCGCUCGAUGGAUGGCUUGAUGCGGUUAGAUUAGUUUAUACAAUCUAUGCUCGAGGCAAGAACGACGUUUUGGCUGGCAUUGCAACGGGUUGAUGAUUAUUAUCAAGUAUGAAAAUUUAUUACUUAUAUUACCUUGAUGUUUAUAUUAUGCUUGCUUAUAGUAGAUUUAGUAUUCAUUUCUCCAAAUUGGAACUCAAUUUUUGGGGUGCUUUUCCAGUGCUUAA
Cucurbita maxima (winter squash) is the source of this 1965-nucleotide messenger RNA. Its product is annotated as protein HLB1-like. The transcript is spliced from 14 exons. The coding region runs from base 182 to 1834 and encodes 550 amino acids. NCBI's taxonomy places the organism in Eukaryota, Viridiplantae, Streptophyta, Magnoliopsida, Cucurbitales, Cucurbitaceae. Gene Ontology annotation, molecular function: protein binding. The record is from RefSeq and is a predicted model, not a curated record.